Ruditapes philippinarum (Manila clam) is the source of this 1072-nucleotide messenger RNA. Its product is annotated as tripartite motif-containing protein 55-like. The record is from RefSeq and is a predicted model, not a curated record. The annotation marks the transcript as partial. Lineage: Eukaryota; Metazoa; Mollusca; Bivalvia; Venerida; Veneridae. The transcript is spliced from 4 exons. Gene Ontology annotation, molecular function: zinc ion binding.
UUCACAAGUAUGUUUUCAAUAUAUCGUGACUCUCGUGAAGUCAAGAUGGGAAAGAAACUCCGGAAAAAAACUACUGUCACAGUUCAAGAAAAAAAGGAUAUAUUUUCUGCAUUAUGUGACAAACAUCCUAAGUAUACUGUAGACCUGUUUUGUGUGGAUUGUAACAAAGUGAUAUGUGUUAUUUGCCAAGCUACAGAGCAUAAUAAUGGCGAUCAUAAGAAGAUACAGACAAUUGAAGACGCCGCUACUAACUGCGCUGAAACUAAGGAGUUUGUAGUGUAUGAAAAGAACAUGUCUGUCAUUUCCACACGUGUAAAUGAAACAUUGGCAAAUAAUUACAAAAUAACAACAACAACUGAACACUUGAAAGAGGAAGCAGCAUCUUUGAUAAGGAAGCAUAAAGAAGAUUUGAUUGGUCUCAUCGAAAGACAUCACAAGAUAUUAUAUGAAAGGAAUCGGUUCAAAUACGAAAACUCCAUUGCUAGAUUACGUAAAGUGAAUGAGCAAUUGACUACGAAGGAAAGGGAAACUUCAGACAUUCACCAGGAAAUCAAUGAAAAGAAGGAGAGUGGUCAAGACGUAGCAUUGUUUAUAGCUAUGAAAAAAUCACAAGAUAAUUUACAGCAAAUUGAAAUUGAGCUAGAAGAAAUUGAAAAACUAAAUUUUGUUGAAAGGCAAGAGUUUCAACCAGGACACAUGGUGGAAGAGCUUUUGAAGGAAGAGAAGGAAUUUGGCGUAUUGUUGGUAACGGCAUUAGCGUCUCCAAAAGAGGACGUGACACAGAAACUUGUAGUACCGUCACGUGAUACGAUGACUUCAUAUCACACUGGUGUCCGUGUGCUACCGAGUCAGAGCGAUUCAAUGGGACAAGAUGAACUGACGGAUGAAGAUGAAUCGGAUGGUUACGAGCCUGUAGGACAAAUCGCCGAAACAGGAACAAUAAUUUAUCAGAAGAAUCGACAAGAAUAUUCUCUGCGCAGAGAUUCUACGCUCUCAUUAAAUACUUUAUUCACCGAAGAACCAACUGAACAAGAGCGUUUAUGUGGAGGAAUCCUCAAAGACCCUAACACAG